Messenger RNA from Orussus abietinus, 699 nucleotides. Its product is annotated as paired box protein Pax-6-like. Gene Ontology annotation, biological process: regulation of transcription by RNA polymerase II; anatomical structure development. The transcript is spliced from 3 exons. NCBI's taxonomy places the organism in Eukaryota, Metazoa, Arthropoda, Insecta, Hymenoptera, Orussidae. The record is from RefSeq and is a predicted model, not a curated record. Bases 1 to 699 code for a protein of 232 amino acids. Gene Ontology annotation, molecular function: RNA polymerase II cis-regulatory region sequence-specific DNA binding; DNA-binding transcription factor activity, RNA polymerase II-specific.
AUGAAGAAACCUAUGCCCUUGCAAAACGAACAGCGACAUCUGCGUCGCUUCCGUCAAAACAAACACGAAUGUGUACACUUUUCACAAAAGUGUAGAAAGUAUAAAAAGUUGGCGGAGCUGGAGGGCGGAGCGCACUCGGACGAGACGAACAGCGGAGGCGACAACAGCAACGCGGGCAGCGUCUCCGGGGGCGCCGACGACGACCAAGCCAGGUUGCGACUGAAACGGAAGCUGCAGAGGAACCGCACGAGCUUCAGCAACGAGCAGAUCGACGCCCUGGAGAAGGAGUUCGAGCGAACCCACUACCCGGACGUGUUCGCUCGCGAGCGGCUCGCCGGGAAGAUAGGCCUACCCGAGGCUCGGAUACAGGUCUGGUUUUCGAAUCGGCGAGCAAAGUGGCGGCGCGAGGAGAAGCUGCGCACCCAGCGGAGGGACAACCCGCAGCAACAGCAACAGCAACAGCAGCAGCAGGCUCAGCCCCCACCGCACGGGGCCCCCGUGGGCCUGGUCGGGGGGCACCCCACGCCUCCACCCUCCGCCGGCAUCCUGGGGGGCCAACCACCCCCGCAGGCGCCACCCUCGCCCCCCAGGAUACACCAUGGCUUCGCGCCCACCGGGGUCUACCCUGGGAUUCCCAGCAUGCCGGACUCCUACAGGUGCGACGACGCAUUUUGCUCCUCCUCGGACACCUACGUAUAA